This is a messenger RNA of Daphnia pulex (common water flea), 1042 nucleotides long. RefSeq lists its product as uncharacterized. Gene Ontology annotation, cellular component: extracellular region. Bases 179 to 685 code for a protein of 168 amino acids. The transcript is spliced from 5 exons. Gene Ontology annotation, molecular function: chitin binding. The record is from RefSeq and is a predicted model, not a curated record. NCBI's taxonomy places the organism in Eukaryota, Metazoa, Arthropoda, Branchiopoda, Diplostraca, Daphniidae.
UAUCCUCUGUGGCAUUACGGAAACAUUUCAACAAUAACUGCUUAUUGUAAUUUAUGGCCUUGACUAAUAAAAGGCGAAAGUGAAGAAGCUACGUAUAGGAAACCACUAUCAUAUAAAUAGCUGAUAGAUGGACUCGGCUAUAAAUUGUAAAGCAUAUCGAAUUCCAGAAGGCUAGAAGAUGGAUGGCCGGAAUGUAUUCGCUUUCUUCUUGUUUCUAAUUGCGAUGUCCAUGUGUACUGCUGAAGGCGAUCCUCAACGAGAUGAUCAUGGGUCACGUCGCCCGCCUCAACCAUUUACAACUACUCAAUCUCAGCCUACGAUUCAAGUCCUUGGAAUUCCCAUAGUGUCGGCUCUCAACCUUGCUGGCGGAAUAGUUGGAGGUGUUCUAUCUGCCACUAGACUGACGGAACCAUCGUUUGCCCCAUUUUCUUGCAUCGGUCGAAUACCUGGAUACUACGCUGAUGUCACCACAAACUGCAAGAACUACUAUACUUGCACACCUCGUGGACGUCAAUACUAUUACCGUUGCGGGGAACACACUAUUUUUAAUCAACUAUAUUUAACAUGUGAUCAUAGACGCAACUACGACUGCCGGCGAGCUCUUCAAGACUACAGUGUCAACGAGCAAUAUCGUCCCUUUCGUACUCGCGGUCAACACGGGCUAGACGAACGAAUUCGGACAUAAUAAUACUUUGUAAACAAGCACGUUGAGUUAGUGAGAUCCUGCUUCAUAUUUAACCUAAAAAAAGAUUCAUUAACAACACGCGUUACCUGUCAUUGUCUGAGGCCUCAAAUAAAAAGGUCUGCUUGAAUUGUUCGAGUCCUAGAAAUCCGUUUAAACCAAUUUUGCAACCGGCAAUAUGGCAGGCGAAUUCAAGCCCUUUUUUCCAGUCCCACAGGUUAAUUUGGCUAUAGAUGAAUGCAGCGUUGAAUGUAUCCCCAGCUCCAAGGGUAUCGAUGAUACGACAAGGUGCAGAAGCACUUUGACACUUCACCACAUCUGUCCCAUCAACAUUUUGUCCUGCAGCCGCUCCUUCUGACC